AGCUUUAUGUUAUACUUCCGGGUUAAAUGUUGUUUUGUAGCCAACCUUUUCCGGGUUGAAACCGCUCACAGCUCUUGUACCAAAACAAAAAAUCCCGCGUUUGUUUUCGGUAUGCUUUUAAAAUAAUUAUUUUUGUAUUGAAAUAAAGCUUCACUGUUUAAAAAUGGCGGGUUUGCCACCGGGUGAUCCUCAGUUGGUGUCAAUGAUAGUGAAUCACCUGAAAACACAAGGACUCUUCGACCAGUUUAGGAGGGAUUGCCUAGCGGACGUCGACACCAAGCCUGCGUACCUGAACCUGAAGCAAAGGGUGGACAACUUUGUCUCCAAUCACCUGUCCAACCACACAUGGAGCCCCCAGUUAAACAAAAACCAGCUGCGAAACAACAUCAGACAGCUCGUGCUGCAAUCCGGGAUGCUGGAGCAAGGGGUGGACAGAAUCGUGGCCCAGGUGGUGGACCCCAAAGUCAACCACAUCUUCAGGCCGCAGGUGGAGAAGGUGGUCCAUCAGUUUCUUUCGCCUGGCACCAGCAGUGAGGAGCUGCCACCACCCCCGCCACCACCGAUUCCCUUAACGGAGAACAAAGCGGAUGCUAUUGUUCCUCAACAGGCCUCAUUGUCCACUCCGACGUCCACCUCGGCCACCAACGCCAUGUCCAUCCUUGAUGCCAUCACUUCUCUCAGCCAGGAGGCCAACGUCAGGACCACAGAGAAGGUCCACAGAGCCUCCGAUGGGCCCAUAGAGGAGGGUGAGUUGGGCACGAGUGCGGAUGACGACGGAGACGGGAAGACGGCGGAGGACGGUGCCGAAGAAGCAAAAGCGGCAUCUGAGAUGCAGCAGUCGGAGGCCAAGACUGAUGACGCCGCUGCAGAUCAGAUGGAAGUGGCGAAGGAGAUCCCCACAGAGCAGCCAAAGAUGGAGGAUGAAGGAACUAUAGGCGAAGACCAAGCUGAAGACAAACCCAAAGCGGCCAGUAAAACAAGCAGGAAACUUUCUGAAGAGGGGAAUUCCAGCCAGGCCAAGGAGAAAGCCAGGGAAAAGAUAAAGGAAGAGUAUUCUUUGGAGGAUUCUGACUUGGACGGCCUGAGUGACAUCACAGUAAGCUCUGUACACACCAGCGACCUGUCAUCCUUUGAAGGGGAAAGCGAAGAUGACGCGCCACUGUCUGAUUCCUCCGAGGAGGGCGAGCACACAACGGAUGGUGUCAAAUCAGACAAGAGAGACGCGAGCGGCGACACGGGAGACGAAGGCAAAGAGGGUAAACCACGACGCAAGGCUUACGUCCACAAGCCCUUCCUGUACUCGCGUUACUACAGUGACUCAGAUGAUGAGGUCACCGUGGAAGAAAGGCGGAGAUCUGCAGCAAAGGACAAAGAGGAACGUCUGCUCAAAAGGCAGCAAAACCGAGAGCGAAUGGAAGAGAAGCGCAAACAGAAAGCAUCACAGUCUGAAGAGCAAGAUCAGAAGAAGAAGAAGAGUGGCCAGCCUGCUGGUCUCCAGAAACCCCAAGCUAAGGAAGCCCGCAAAGAGCAGAAAGUUCUGGAGAAGAAAAUGGCCCUGAGCAGAAAGCGUAAGCUUGACUUGAGGAAAGAGAGCGACGUGACCAGCAAGAAAAAAGCAGAUGCAGGAGAAACAUCUAAAAAAACAGAGGUGAAAACCACACCAUUGCGCAGCCACCAACACAAACUGGUACGAAACCUGUCCGAGUCGUCUGACGAGAGGCACUCCAGGAUGAGCACCAACGUCUCAGAAGACCCCGGCGAUGCCAAGAAGCUGCCUGAUAAAAGCCGCACGCACUCUUUCAUCUUGGACCUGGAGCUGGGCUCGCUGGAGGCUCUCAGGCAGCGCUCUGUCAACAAGUUCGACCGGCUGUCACGCAAGGAGCGCAAAGAGAAGGAGCGCGGCGUGCCAGAGGAGCCGCCCAAGCUCAGACAGAAGCAGGAGAAGAAACCAGAGCCUCUGCUGAAUGAGUCCCAGCAGAAAGAUGGUGCUCCUAUGAAGGUGUCCUCUGAUGAGAAGAAGCCCAAAGUGAAAAAUGAGAAGAAAACCACAAAGGAGGCAGACGAAGCUCCUAAAGAUGCCUCCACCAAGAGAAUGAGGGCUCAGUCUGUUGAGGUGACCAAAGCAGAGAAGGACAAAAGUAGAGAUAAGGACAAGGAAAAAGACAAAAUGAAAGAGAAAGACAAAGUCAAAGGAGAGAAAACGGCUGCAAAAAGCGAUUCCAAGCUGCUUCUCCUCCGGCCCGAAACGUCUACCGCCUCUGAGGACCGGCCUGAGGUGGGACCAGGCACAGACGGCAGCAAGAAGAAAGAGAAACACUCCAAAGACAUCCUGAAGAGGUCCAAGAGCCACAGCGAGGAGCGACAAGUAGACAAAUCCAAAGCGAAAGCGGACAGCAGAGACAAAGACAGGACCAAAGUCGAGCAACCCAAUAAACCUGAGAGCGACAAGUCCCCGAAAAGAGUCAAGCCUGCAGACAAAGGAAAAACCACGGAGAAAUCCAAAUCCAAAGAGGAUCCAAAGUCGUUGUCAAAAAUGGACAAGAAAGCUCACAGUUUGGACGCCCGAGGAGCAUCAGGUUCAAGCAAAGGUGAGAUAACAAAACUCAAGAAGAAGGAGGGAAGUGUGAAGGAACAGAGAAGACCAUCUGAGGAGCCUGGCAUGAAGACCGCAAAGAAAAAAACGGACAAGAAAGAGAAAGUUCUGGAGAAGAAAGCAUCCCGUGAAGACAAAGCAGAGAGGAGCUCUGUGGAUGUUGUGCCAGAGGAGGAGCAGAAGACGUCUGUGGUCAAAGACGACUCGGAACCCGUCACUAAUGACGACACCUGCGACACGACCACCGAGAUGCCAGCCGUGCCUCCAGAGGCCGACGCCCUGCUGACGCUCAUGGAUGUCUGCGCCUCGGCCAUGGAUGCCAGGCUCCCUACGGCAGCGGGGGAUGGAGAGCGCCCCCCCACAGAAGCAACACUUCAGGACGCCGACAUGAAGAUGAAAGAGGCGGCCCUCACGCUGCUUUCCAUGGACCCUGACAGCGCACUCUCCCCUGGCUUCAUGAGGCAGGAGGUGGCGCCACCUGCUGGGCAGCCACAGGAGGGCGCCGUGGAACAGCAAGAACCACAAGAUCCAAACGUAGCUGCUGAGUUGUCACCUGAUAAACCCAACAACAAAGAGACAUAUUUAAUCCACGAGAGUGAAAUGUCUGCAACGAGUGUUGAAACAUCUCCUAAGGACGUCGACACCAAGUCACAUGACCUCCAGACCCCUCCGAAUGAGAACGUGUCCAAAGCUGCAGAGAUGGCAUCUGAUGCGCAGCCAGCAGCCGCCGUUGAAGAUGUUCCUGAAGCCAUCACAGAAAACAUGGAGGAAAACACAUCUUGUGAUACACCUGCCACACAAGAGCAAAGUGAGGUUGCAGACACAAACACCAAAGCCAAAGAAGCGUUUGCCGAGGAGGAGCAGAUGGAUCUCAGUGAGAGUGAUUCUGGCAUGAAGACACAGGAAGAAGAAACCUGGGAAGUCAGCGCUCCUCCCACAGACGUUACAAAAAGGACAGAACCAGACUGUGGAAAUGAAGAGGCCAAACAAGCCAGUGUCAUCGCCAUCUCAGACGUCCAGGAGUCAGACAUGUUGGAGAAGAAGCCUGAAGGACGAGGAGGACGGAAAAGGAAGAGGUCCAGUCAGAACAUUGCAGCAGCGAUUGAAAGCAGUAAUAAUGCUGACACAAACCAGGAUGUAAAGGAACCGUCUUCUGAGGAAACUACCGUGGAGGCGGUGGUCACAUCACCACGCAGGGGCCGAUCUUGUAAAAUAGAGGAAGAUCAGCAGCCCAAAGAAUUAGAGAAUAUGGAGCCAACUCCAAGUCGCAGAGGGAGACGCUCAACAGCAAAAGCCGAUAACCUGAGCAGAGACGAGGAGAACGCCCACACAUUGUCGCCAUCAAGCUCCACAGAGAAGGAGCAGAAAAUAGUAGAGGGAAGUGGAGCGAUAUCUGACGGGCUUCAAGAAAGUGAGGCCGGUGUGUCGUCUCCUCCUACAGGAAGUUCCGCCCACCAGGAAAGCACUGAAACAGAUGAGCCAGCAGCCAAGAAGAGGAGGUCAAAGGAGACAGACCAAUCUGUGGAGGUGAGCUAUGUCGAGGAAGUGCAGCUGAACAAGGACACCGGAGAGGAGGCUGUUAAGGACACUAGUGGAAACAUCAUGGAGGAUGCAAGUGAAGGAGCUGUGAAGGAUGCCAACGAGACAGCUGCGAGGGACACCACUAGGGAGAGCAUUGAGGACAUAGAGGAGGAGUCAUCUAAGGACACAUAUGAGGAGGUUGUGAAGGCUACAAGUGACGACGUCAUAGAGGACACAAAUAAAGAGCCCAUGAUGGACAUCAAUGAGGAGGCGCUAAAGAACAUCAAUGAGGAGGUUGUAGAAGAUAUCAAUAAGGAGCCUUUAAAGGACACAAGCGAGGACCUUGUAAAGAAUAAAAGUGUGGAUCGAAGGAUGGACACAAGUGAGGAGGUCAUGAUGGACAUCGGUAAGGAAGACGCUUAUGAUGAGCUUCCUGUGGACACAAAUGAGGCUGCAAAGGACAGAAGUGGACAAGACAAAAGCGAGGAGGCUGUAAAAGAGACACGUGAGGGAAAGGUUAAAAGUGAGGGGUCCAUCAAGGAGACGAGCGAAGAGGAGUCCGUAAAGGAGACGAGCGAAGAGGAGUCCGUAAAGGAGACGAGCGAAGAGGAAUCCGUAAAGGAGACAAGCGAGGAUGUAGUAAAGGAGACAAGCGAGGAUGUAGUAAAGGAGACAAGCGAGGAUGUAGUAAAGGAGACAAGCGUGGAUGUAGUAAAGGAGACAAGCGAGGAUGUAGUAAAGGAGACAUCCGAGGAUGAGUUCGUAAAGGAGCCAAGGGAGGGGGAGGCCGUAAAGGAGCCAAGCGAGGAUGUAGUAAAGGAGCCAAGCGAGGAUGUAGUAAAGGAGCCAAGCGAGGAUGUAGUAAAGGAGCCAAGCGAGGAUGUAGUAAAGGAGCCAAGCGAGGAUGUAGUAAAGGAGACAAGCGAGGAUGUAGUAAAGGAGACAAGCGAGGAUGUAGUAAAGGAGACAAGCGAGGAUGUAGUAAAGGAGCCAAGCGAGGAUGUAGUAAAGGAGCCAAGCGAGGAUGUAGUAAAGGAGCCAAGCGAGGAUGUAGUAAAGGAGCCAAGCGAGGAUGUAGUAAAGGAGCCAAGCGAGGAUGUAGUAAAGGAGACAAGCGAGGAUGUAGUAAAGGAGACAAGCGAGGAUGUAGUAAAGGAGCCAAGCGAGGAUGUAGUAAAGGAGCCAAGCGAGGAUGUAGUAAAGGAGCCAAGCGAGGAUGUAGUAAAGGAGCCAAGCGAGGAUGUAACGGAGGUACAAAGUGAUGAGAAGACACACGAGGAGAACGUUUCUCCCUCAGUGAGUCUAUCUAAAGGAAAUGAGGAAGUGGACCAACAGCAAGGAUUCACCCCAAAGAAGCCCGGUCGUAGGGGACGACCCCCCAAAGCAGCAGUCCUCGCAGAUGACCCAGAUAAAAAGGAGAAAACAUCAGAAGCCGAAAAGGAGCCGACUGAGUACGACGAAGAGGAGGUGGAGGAUGACGGUGAGAAGGACGAGGACGGGAAAGGGACGGCAAGCAGAGCGACAACACGCUCAGCCUCUCGCCUGGAAGCUGAAAGAAAUAAGCCGAGCAAACCAUCCACACGUGCCAGUCGUCAGAGCGGGAAAGACGAGACGGCGGCGGCUGGACCACGUGGGACCAGAGGACAGGGGAUCACCACUAAGGGUCCUCGCAAACGGGAGGCCAGCCCCCCCGCUGGCCGAACGCGAGGAGGACAGAAGAUGGAGGAGACCCCGUCCAAGCGAGGAAAACGAUGAUGUCUCAGACUGACAGGAGACUUUUGCAGGUUCUUACAGAGCCCCGAGCGGUCGACUCUGGUUUGUAUGAAUACGUGUUUGCCAGCACUCUGUGUCUUCAAGUUCUGGUUCUGGUUUUGUUUUGAGGUGGACUGAACUCACAUUUAGCGACAUUAGCUGACAAACCCAGUGUUACAUAGUUACAUAUUCAUUCUGUGAAUGACAGUGAAAUAUGUUUUAAUCUAUACUUUUUAUACGCUUUUUUAAACCUCCAUCAUGACUGAUUUGUUAUGAUAAACAACCUCUUCCUAGUGUCAAGCAAGUCUCCUAUUUUCUUUUCAUUUUAUUACCCACUUCAUCAAUUACUGCUAAUGGUUUUAUUUUUACUAUGGCUCCCUCUUGUGGUCAGAUACCCACAUCAUUACCCACUUUGAUAGAAAGACAGCCUUUCCGAUGUUAUGACCGUAUUAUAUUAUUCAUUCAUUCAUUUUCUACCGCUUAUCCUCACAAGGGUCGCGGGGGUGCUGAAGUCUAUCCCAGCUGUCUUCGGGCGAGAGGCGGGGUACACCCUGGACUGGUGGCCAGCCAAUCACAGGGCACAUAUAGACAAACAACCAUUCACACUCGCAUUCAUACCUAUGGACAAUUUGGAGUCGCCAAUUAACCUAGCAUGUUUUUGGAAUGUGGGAGGAAACCGGAGUACCCGGAGAAAACCCACGCAUGCACGGGGAGAACAUGCAAACUCCACACAAAGACGGCUGAGGGUGGAAUUGAAUUUGGGUCCCCUAGCUAUUAGGCCUGCACGCUAACCACUAGGCAACCGUGCAGCACCGCCCUGUAUCAUAUCAUUAUUUAUUUCAAUUAUAGCCUUCCAACAUAAUUUUAUACAGCUUUUAAGCACACAUCCACAUAGUAGAAUAUUAGAUAGUAGAAUGUCUGUAUUGAGUACAUGAUGUUUACUCGAGUCAAAGAUCCUCUAUAUAACCUACUUCCCAAAAUGGGAAUCAAAGAUGCACUAUAUAAUAGGGACUUUUCCGUUUUUUUAGGGAACCAACUGCAAAAACAAUCAUAGCCUAAGAUAUUCUAUAUGAAAGACAACUGCUGCCAAAAAUGCUUUCCCAUAAUGUAAGUCAAAGACCCACUCACUAUAGGAUGGCACCUUUCUGCUGUUUUUGAAAACCUGCUGCCAAAAUUGCUGUUUUUGAGAGUGUACUGCCAAAAUCACUAGUUAGAGAUUCUCUAUAUGGCUGGAGCAUUCUGCUGUUACUACUAUUCCAAAAAAAGAAUACUAGUAUUAUACAGUGGCGUGAAAAAGUGUUUGCCCCCUUCAUGAUUUCUUUUUUUUUUUCAUGGUUCUCACACUUAAAUGUUUCAGAUCAUCAAACAAAUGUAAAAAAAACAACAACAAAAAAACACACAUACACACAAAAAAUUACCCCAAGUGCACAGUGACGCCUCAUCAAAGAGGUCACAAAAGACCCCACAACAACAUCUGUAAAAAGAAUAUCAUACCAACAGUAAAAUAUGGUGGUGGUAGUGUGAUGACCCCAUUGUAUGUUCAUUUCAUUUAUUCAUUUUCUACCGCUUAUCCUCACGAGGGUCGCAGGGGUCGCUGGAGCCUAUCCCAGCUGUCUUCGGGCGAGAGGCGGGGUACACCCUGGACUGGUGGCCAGCCAAUCACAGGGCACAUAUAGACAAACAACCAUUCACACUCACAUUCAUACCUAUGGACAAUUUGGAGUCACAAAUUAGCCUAGCAUGUUUUUGGAAUGUGGGAGGAAACCGGAGAACAUGCAAACUCCACACAGAGAUGGCCGAGGGUGGAAUUGAACCAUGGUCUCCUAGCUGUGAGGUCUGCGCGCUAACCACACGACCGCCGUGCAGCCCCCCAUUGUAUGUUAUACUAUAUAAUAAUCUUCCAUAUGUACGUAUAUACAUACAUGUAUACAGUAUAUACCUGUAUAUUCUGAGCUGGAUUGAUUGAGCAGGUGCUCGCCUUUUAGUCCAAUGCCGGAUAUGCAUUAAUAGUCUUGUUAUCGUCGUGUAAAAUCCGCCAUGUUGUGACAUGAAUUGAAUGGCUUCCAACUAAAAGCUUUGACUGAAGUGUUCAGUCUUCCUCUGGCACACUUUAAAGGCCGCUUCCCUUUUUCUCCAGCAUUGAGCUUGAUUGACUUUGUCAUCCA
Messenger RNA from Doryrhamphus excisus (bluestripe pipefish), 8031 nucleotides. It is a transcript of the gene bod1l1, whose product is annotated as biorientation of chromosomes in cell division 1-like 1. The record is from RefSeq and is a predicted model, not a curated record. Lineage: Eukaryota; Metazoa; Chordata; Actinopteri; Syngnathiformes; Syngnathidae.